Messenger RNA from Moneuplotes crassus, 2194 nucleotides. Lineage: Eukaryota; Ciliophora; Spirotrichea; Euplotida; Euplotidae. The record is from the annotation of a GenBank genome assembly.
UGAACAAAAACCCAUUUUCAAGGACCCACAAAAGGAAUAUAAUGCUACUUAAAGAAGAAAGGAAAUCAAGCAGAUAUCAAAAUUCCUCUUCAGAAUCUAGCUCAGAUCCAGAGUUUUCUUUCAUUGAUGAGAGUACCUCAAUUUGUGAAAAGAAGACUUCUGAUCCUAAUUCGUUCAAUACAUUUUUCCAUCCUGUUGACCAAGAAAAAUCUAACAUGUUCCAGAGUUAUGUCAUGAACAUAAAGGCAUCUAAGAACCUAUGAAAAUUUGUAAAGAUAGGGCCCUCUUCCAAAGGGCUGAACACAAAGAUGCUGAAGCCAAAGCAUAGGAGGGCAUAUAAUCCAGUAUCAAAUGACACAAUUAAAGACGGAUCACCUAGACCUAUCUACUCCAAAGAUGAGUUUAAAUGCAAUAGAAAUGCAAGUGAGAUUAAUCUCAGCGCAAAACCAUUUGAAGCACAACUCAAGAUUAGUCAAGCGCUCAGAGAAAAAGUCCAAGCAAGGAAUAGAACAAGGAUUAGAACAUGUAAAUCACUUGAAGCAUCUAAAUUUUCAAGAUGGACUUCCACCACAAGAGAAAAAGUAUUGCAGGGAUUUAUCAAAAAGGCAAACAAAAUUCUAUCUUCCCAAAGAAGUGAAUUCUCUGCCAGUUUUAAUAGAGAUGUAUUUAAAACCAAUACCACUAUUAAGACAAUUUACCCUACCAGCGUCAAGAAGAUGAAAUCCUCUGAGAAGCUCUCAACCCAGUUCGACACAAGGUCAAACAUAAACUCAGGAAUUGGAGUUGAGAAAUUUGAUCCAAAAGCAUAUGUUACAAACUGCAACACAAUAAAAACUAUCGGGUCUUUGAAAUAAAGCUAAAUCUAAGCUCCUUAACAUAAACACUACUUCAAGAAAGGUGGCUACAAAGUCCAGAGCUUUUCCAAAUAAAACAGAAAGGGUUCCUCGGAGAAUUAACCAUCGAGAUUCCUCUAAUGAUGAUAUCCCAAAGCUUCUCAAUGCAGAUCUAUAUUAUGACCAAUCCAACUUCAGUAGCAACAUUACAUUAAAAUCUUUUAUCAAGAAUGAACAGAAGAGCCAGAAUGAAUGUAGUGAUCAUAAUUUCUCAAAAAUGAACUCUAAAAACAGCUCAUUUGCUUCAAUAGUAUGCAAAAACAUAGAGAAAAAUAGAAAAUCAAGAGUUAUCCACAGAAUUCACCAAAAUAACCAAAUACAAAAGAGCAUAGCUAAAAACAUAGUAGAGAAUAGUCUGAAAGUUCAGAAGAAAAGGAACAAAUCUUAUGAGGGUACUAAGAUUCCUAGAAUUGGGACAGUAAGAGACAAAAAUCCUAAAAGACAAGACAAACUUGACUUAUCUAAUAAAUCAAAAGAGAUUAGUAAGAGAAAACACAGAAAAAAAUCAAAUGUUUUAAAGCCACCAACUAGAGACCCGAAGAAGCCAAUGAAGAGCACUAAAAAUAUUCCUGAUAAAUAAAGUUAUCCCAGAAAUUGCAAGAACUUGUAAAAAGAGGAAGAGGUGAUACACUCCUGUAGUUGUCAAUCUCAAAAAUAAUAUUCACAAACAAGCCACUUCGUUAAGCAUUAGAAGUAGUAGCCAGAACUUUUACAGAGACAAUGAUCAGACUAACAAGGAGAGACUUGUAUUUGACUGCAAUAUUUUUAGUCAGAAUGGAGAGAUUGAGUCGAACCUUGUUUGAGAAAUUGAGAGUAAUACCGAAACUUUCCCAUCAGCUCUCCCUUCGAGUAGAGUUCUACCUCAGAAACAUAAGAAAGAAGAUGAUAAUGCUAAAAUUUAUCCUUCAGAGUUUUCAACAUUCUCGUACCAGCCCCAGUUUAUCAGGCCAAUGUCAAAUUCACAGAAAGAUGGAGAUGAGAACACUCCAAAGCCUGAACUCAAGAGAUCACAAUGUAAAAGGUUUAACGCUGCUCAGAAGGUCACGAAUACUGGUCAUUCUUUAACUUAUAUAAAAUCUCUGCCAGGUGAACUCAAAAUGAAACUUCAAAAUUCUGCUAACUUCACACUUAAAGAAAUCAAGGUCUACUCUAAGAGACCAGAAAUAAUUCGGAAUGUGUCAAUCAUUAGUUCUGAAUUGGCCAAGGCUCCUCUUCGAAGUCAUAGAUCUUCUUCGAGGAUUGAUAUCGAAGAUAAGGAAAAUGUAAAACCAGGAUAUACAACCUCAAGAAUGAGGGAUUAA